Molecule: messenger RNA, 3443 nt
Organism: Ipomoea triloba (trilobed morning glory)
Lineage: Eukaryota; Viridiplantae; Streptophyta; Magnoliopsida; Solanales; Convolvulaceae
Exons: 28
Coding region: 216-3173 (985 amino acids)
Biological process (GO): secondary metabolic process; proteolysis
Molecular function (GO): serine-type carboxypeptidase activity; acyltransferase activity, transferring groups other than amino-acyl groups
Source: RefSeq, a predicted model, not a curated record
AAGUCCAUGUAGUAUUUUUGUAAUAAUUGGUAUGGGCACAUGUCUAAAAAGUUUUUCCACGGGAAUACUUGUGUUGAUUCAACAACAACCAGCCAGCCCUACCACUAAACUCAGUACAGCUAGUCCACCUUUUAAUUAAUUUUGCUUUUCUAUAACUUUUUUUAUUCCCCAACCUUUGAGGAAACUAAAGCAUACUAACACUACCCAGAAAAAGAAUGUGGAGUGGCUACUCUGCUAGCACGGUCGUCUUCUUCCUUGUAGUGGCGUUGUUCAUCAAUCUGAGCUGCCAUAGCCAUGUAGAAGCUGCAGCUGGUUCACCUGUCAAGUUUCUUCCUGGCUUUGAUGGCCCUCUUCCUUUUCAUCUGGAAACUGGGUACAUGGGAGUGGGAAAGAAUGAAGAAGUGCAACUAUUUUAUUAUUUCAUAAAGUCGGAUUCAAAUCCAGAAGAAGACCCUUUAAUUCUUUGGAUUACAGGAGGCCCUGGCUGUUCUCCAUUACGUGCUAUCAUUCAAGAAAUUGGACCAUUGCUUAUUGAGCCGGUGGAGUAUAAUGGGAGCUUGCCCAGGUUGUUACCAUUUCCCUAUUCAUGGACUAAGGUAGCUAGCUUUAUAUUCUUGGAUUUACCCGUUGGUACUGGAUUUUCAUACGCUAAAACGUCGAAUGGUGCUCAAUCUGAUAAUUUAUUGACCGGCAACAAUGCAUACGAAUUUCUUCGAAAGUGGCUCGCUGAUUAUCCGCAAUUCCUUUCUAAUCCUUUUUACGUUGGAGGGGACUCAUACUCCGGCAUUACAGUUCCAAUAGUUACUGAAAUGAUAUCUAAUGGUAACGAGAUAGGAAUUAAGCCAUUUAUCCAACUUAAGGGAUACAUAGUUGGCAAUGGGUUAACCUUUCCAGAUGAAGGAAACUAUCGAAUUCCCUUUGCUCAUAGAAUGGCUCUUAUUUCUGACGAGCUAUACGAGUCCUUAAAAACAAAUUGCAAAGGAGAGUAUUUCGACACUGAUCCGACAAAUUUAUUAUGUCAACAAGAUCUUCAAACCUAUAAUCAGUUGAUUGAGGGAAUAUAUCCUAAUAAUAUUCUGGAGCCUAUUUGUUUGUCUGAUGAUUCUUCAACAUCAUCGUCUCUUAUUAUGUUGAAUGGACAAAGAAGGUUUCUUUAUGAGAAGCAUCAAAAGCUCCAGAAUCCUGAUUUACUUCCCGGAUUAAAAUGUCGAGAUGAUUGGAACAAACUAUCUGAAUAUUGGGCCAAUGAUUAUCGUGCACGAGAGGCCCUUCAUGUCCGGAAGGGGACUAAGGGAGAAUGGGAGCAUUGCACUUCAAAUUUACCAUUCGCGUACAUAAUCAAUAACACUAUUCCAUAUCAUGUGAGCCUCAGCAAAAAAGGUUAUAGGUCUCUUGUCUACAGCGGUGAUCAUGACAUGCUUAUUACGUAUCUUUCAACACAAGCAUGGAUAAAGUUGUUAAAUUAUGCUAUUGUUGAUGAUUGGAGGCCAUGGAUGGUUGAAGGUCAAGUUGCAGGGUAUACAAGGACAUACGCUAAUCAAAUGACAUUCGCUACUGUCAAGGGAGGUGGUCAUACUGCACCUGAAUUUCGUCCUUCAGAAUGCCAAGCUAUGUUUGAACGAUGGAUAUCUUAUAAAGAUCUUUAUUGUGUAAUUGAUUUCCUCUUCUUCUAUCUUCUAGAGUCCCCUUUGAGGAAGUCCGAUCCGGCAUACUUUUCUUUCCUCCAACAAGAAAGAAUGUGGAGUGGCUACUCUGCUAGCACGGUGGGGAUCGUCUUCUUCCUUGUAGUGGCGUUGUUCAUCAAUCUGAGCUGCCAUAGCCAUGUAGAAGCUGCAGCAGGUUCACCAGUCAAGUUUCUUCCUGGCUUUGAUGGCCCUCUUCCUUUUCAUCUCGAAACUGGAUACAUAGGCGUGGGAAAGAAUGAAGAAGUACAACUAUUUUAUUAUUUCAUAAAGUCGGACUCAAAUCCAGAAAAAGACCCUUUAAUUCUUUGGAUUACAGGAGGCCCUGGCUGCUCUCCAUUACGCGCUAUUAUUCAAGAAAUUGGGCCAUUGCUUAUUGAACCGGUGGAGUAUAAUGGGAGUUUGCCCAGGUUGCUACCAUUUCCCUAUUCAUGGACAAAGGUAGCAAACUUUAUAUUUCUGGAUUUGCCCGUUGGUACUGGAUUUUCGUAUGCUACAACUUCAAAUAGUGCUCAAUCUGAUAAUUUAUUGACGGGCAACAAUGCAUAUGAAUUUCUUCGAAAGUGGCUGGUUGAUUAUCCAGAAUUCCUUUCGAAUCCUUUUUACGUUGGAGGGGACUCAUACUCUGGCAUUACCGUUCCGAUAAUUACUGAAAUGAUAUCAAAUGGUAACGAGGGAGGAAUUAAACCAUUUAUCCAACUUAAGGGAUAUAUACUUGGCAACGCGGCAACCUUUAUGGGUGAGGGAAACUAUCAAAUUCCAUUUGCUCAUAGGAUGGCUCUUAUCUCUGAUGAGCUAUACGAGUCGCUAAAAACGAAUUGCAGAGGAGAGUAUUUGGAUACUGAUCCAACCAAUUUAUUAUGUCAACAAGAUAUCCAAACCUUUAAUCAGUUGAUUGAGAGAAUAUAUCUUAACCAUAUUCUGGAGCCUAUUUGUUUAUCUGAUGAUGAUUCUUCAACACCUAAUCUUAUUAUGCUGCCUGGACAACGGAGGUUUCUUCAUGAGAAGCAUCAAAAGCUCAGCAAUCCUGAUUUGCUUCCUGGAUUAAAAUGUCGGAAUGAUUGGAAUAAACUAUCUGAAUAUUGGGCCAAUGAUUAUCGUGCACGAGAGGCCCUUCAUGUCCGUAAGGGGACUAAGGGAGAAUGGGAACAUUGUACUUCAAAUUUGCCAUUCGCAAAGAUAAUCAAUAACACUAUCCCAUAUCAUGUGAGACUCAGCAGAAAAGGUUAUAGAUCUCUUGUCUACAGUGGCGACCAUGACAUGCUUGUUCCGUAUCUUUCAACUCAAGCAUGGGUGAAGUCAUUAAACUACGCUAUUGUGGAUGAUUGGAGAGCAUGGAUGGUUGAAGGUCAAGUUGCAGGAUACACGAGGACAUAUGCUAAUAGGAUGACAUUCGCUACUGUCAAGGGAGGUGGUCAUACUGCACCUGAGUUUCGUCCUUCAGAAUGCCAAGCCAUGUUCGAAAGAUGGAUAUCUAAUAAAGAUCUUUAAUCGUGUAUAAAGUAUAGGGUAUUAAAUUUAAUCGUAAUUAAUGGUUGAAAUCUAUAAACCCAAUAUGUUAUGGCAUAUAAAUGCUAAACUUAUUAUUAGUUUAGAUUUUUUCUUAAAAUAUAGCACAUGUCUCAUUUAAAUUUGGAAGAUCUUUUUUUUAAAAAAUGGUAGUAGGUAGACCAAACAAAAGGUUGUGAAUUCGUAUAAUUGUACAUUCAUCAUAUACAUAUCGAAUGGUCCUCAUUAUUCAGUAAAUUAUACCAUUCAUCA